UCCUACACCUGAAAUAUAAGCUGACCUACAGGUAGCCAAGAACUCAUUGAAGGAGUUUUCUUCCUUCUCUCUCCUUUUUGUUCUCACAAACUGUCCUAAAUAUAAUUAUGCCAAAGUUCAAUGUGCAUAAGCAAGGGCAAUAGAGGAGUGGGGACAUUGUGGAACUCUCCAGGAAGGGUAUUACAGCAGGUUCAUGUUGCAGAUUAUAACUACUGAGAACAAGUGAAGCCACACACCUGAGAAGGCAAUAACACUAAAUCCUCACUGCUUGCCAUGCAAAUAGGUUGACAAACUAUCAACCAAAGAGAACACACUUAAGACCAAUAUGUCCACCAAGAAGGCAGAUUUCCAGCGGAGGAUUGUCUCCAAGGAUGGACACAACCAAGUGCGCAUUGACAAUGUGGAGGGCAUGGUAAAGCUCUAUCUCCAUGACAUCUGGACCACGGUGGUGGACAUGAAGUGGCGCUACAAGCUCACACUGUUCUCCUCCACCUUCGUCAUGACCUGGUUCCUCUUUGGCGUAAUCUUCUACUUCAUCGGCAUGGGCAACGGUGACUUCAAGGGUGAGCUGCUGUCCAACCACACGCCGUGCAUCAUGAAUGUUGAGACCCUUACCGGCGCCUUCCUCUUCUCCCUGGAGUCGCAGACCACCAUUGGCUACGGUUUCCGCUACAUUACCGACGAGUGUCCACUGGCCAUCUUCGUCCUGGUGGUCCAGCUGGUCACCACGGGCCUGGCUGAGAUCUUCGUGACCGGGGCCUUCCUGGCCAAGCUGGCACGACCCAAGAAGCGGGCCGAGACUAUCAAGUUCAGCCAGUCGGCGGUGAUCUGCCGGCACGAUGGCAAGCUAUGUCUGAUGGUGCGUGUGGCCAACAUGAGGAAAAGCCUGCUGAUCCAGUGCCAGCUGAUUGGCAAGCUGCUUUCGCCCAACGUGACCGAGGAGGGCGAGAAGACUCUGAUCCACCAGACAGCUGUGGACUUCUACAUGGACUCAUGCGGGGAGUGCCCCUUCUUAAUCCUGCCCCUCACAUUCUAUCACGUGUUGGAUGAGAGCAGCCCGCUGGUGGGGCUGACCGCGGAGAGGUUGCGGACGCGCGACUUUGAGCUGCUGGUCACCCUCAACGCCACCAUGGAGUCCACGGCAGCCACGUGUCAGAGCCGCACAUCGUUCGUUCCCCAGGAGAUCCUGUGGGGCUACGAGUUCAAGCCCGUGCUCUUCAGCACCCCCAGUGGCCGGUACGUGGCCGACUUUAACUUCUUUGACAAGGUGCAGUUAAGCAGCGACCCGACACUCCUCAGCAACAACACAGAGAAGCUGAAACUGGAGGAGGUGUACAAGAAGGAAUAAGGGAGGACACUCAAACAUGUUGGACACACUGGUAACGAACAUGAUACACUUUAAUGGUUGUUUUACCAUAGUUACUGUCUAGAAACAAUUUGGAAAUACACCCAGCUAGCAAAUUUGGUUCCUUGGAAGUUGUGGGAACGUAUGUUUUUGGUUUCACAUUGGUUAUGGGAACGAAGCCAUAUGUUUUCAUAAGUUUAACAUUUUUACCUGUUCUGGGAACAUUUAUUUUUAGGUUGCAGGAAGACCCUGGGAAAGUUUUACUCUGGUUCCUUUAAAGUUUUUCUGGGAGGUUUUAUUAAACCUAAAACCUAGCUUAGUUUGGGUUAAUGUUAUUGAACUCCAAGCAUUUCCUUAAAGCAUUAAUCAUGCAAACACAUGUAUUUUUUAUUGUGACACAGCAUCUGUGGGAUUUGAACCUUUGAACCUUUGAUCUUCUGUUUUCUAUCCAUGGAAUUAGUCCACUGCGUCAAGGAGCUAACAUGGAAUAUUUUUUACACAUACAAAGCUGUUCAUUUUAGUAUGCUCAUACACACCUAAUUUCAAAGGAAGCGAGAACUCAUUAAUUAAGAUCAGACGUGACCAAUUACUGGCCGCGGCCAACACACCUGAACACACUUAACAAGAUACAGGCUAGAGAGAGUUUUGUAGAUGCUGAGAACAUAAUGUAUAUGUUUUUAAAUAUCAAUCUUAGAACAUUCUCUAAACGUUACAAAAGUUUAUUUGAGGAUUUGGAUAGAAUGGAUAGAAUGGAUGACUUUAAAUAUAACCAUGAGGAAGCCUGUAGGAAACAUUAUACUGAAGUCCUGAAAUUCCCACAGAAUAACAUUGUUUCUUAAUGUUCU
This is a messenger RNA of Oncorhynchus tshawytscha (Chinook salmon), 2190 nucleotides long. It is a transcript of the gene kcnj15, whose product is annotated as potassium inwardly rectifying channel subfamily J member 15. Gene Ontology annotation, biological process: regulation of monoatomic ion transmembrane transport; potassium ion import across plasma membrane. Lineage: Eukaryota; Metazoa; Chordata; Actinopteri; Salmoniformes; Salmonidae. The transcript is spliced from 2 exons. The coding region runs from base 326 to 1348 and encodes 340 amino acids. Gene Ontology annotation, molecular function: inward rectifier potassium channel activity. The record is from RefSeq and is a predicted model, not a curated record. Gene Ontology annotation, cellular component: plasma membrane.